UCAUCUAGUCGUCUUCCACUUUUAAAAAGACAGUAACUUUCUCCUUUUAAAAGACUUUGAAGUCCGCUCUUUUCGUACAAAACGUUGCUAUGGCUCGCCUGACCUUUAUCCUCUUGUUGGCAUUGACAAUCAGCUGCUGCUUUGCAUCACCGCUUCUUCACGAAUGGGAUGGUGAAGGGACGGAUGGGACAGAUUGGGAGGAUGAAAGCCACGAGGCGGUUAUGGCUCCACUGAUGCGAGCCAAGCGUGACGUGCUGAAGGGCUCCUGCGUGUGGGGUGCCACCGACUACAAGAGCGACUGCCUGGCCGAAUGCAAACGCAUGGGAUACAAAGGAGGUCACUGCGGCAGUUUCCUCAACGUCAACUGCUGGUGUGAGCAGUGAGACGCAGCCGAAAAGAACGCUGCAACGAUCAAGAUCCAUGGACAGCGUAAACCAGUGCUUGAGUUUUGAUAAAGCAGUGACCUUUUGUUUUGUUUUCCUUUACUCAUUUCGGCUCUAUUCAACUGUUCACAACGAAAUUGUGAUUUUUUUCAUAAUACGGUAAUUUUCCCUAGUUAAAGUCAAUCUGAGUGCAGCAAAAUUGCGCGAAUGGUUUUACUUAUCCCGAUUAUGUUUUUAAGUGGUCCAUUGGCGGCGUUUUCCGCUGACCCUGAGUGACAUAUUUGUAAUACCAUGUGAUUUUUAACCUGAUUAAGAAGUAAUAAUUUACAGAUUUGCACAUGAAAAGCACAA
This is a messenger RNA of Paramacrobiotus metropolitanus, 734 nucleotides long. Its product is annotated as defensin-like. The record is from RefSeq and is a predicted model, not a curated record. Bases 90 to 383 code for a protein of 97 amino acids. Gene Ontology annotation, biological process: defense response. NCBI's taxonomy places the organism in Eukaryota, Metazoa, Tardigrada, Eutardigrada, Parachela, Macrobiotidae. The transcript has 2 exons.